Balaenoptera acutorostrata (minke whale) is the source of this 1989-nucleotide messenger RNA. RefSeq names its product SAP30 binding protein (gene SAP30BP). Lineage: Eukaryota; Metazoa; Chordata; Mammalia; Artiodactyla; Balaenopteridae. Bases 47 to 973 code for a protein of 308 amino acids. Gene Ontology annotation, biological process: regulation of DNA-templated transcription. Gene Ontology annotation, cellular component: nucleus. The record is from RefSeq and is a predicted model, not a curated record. The transcript is spliced from 11 exons.
UCUGUGGAGUCAUAGGAGUGAGCCACGCCGGGGCUGUGGGAAUAAGAUGGCGGGGAAGAAGAAUGUUCUGUCGUCUCUGGCAGUUUACGCGGAAGAUUCAGAGCCCGAGUCUGACGGCGAGGCAGGAGUUGAAACGGCGGGCAGCGCAGCUGAGGAGAAAGGCGGAUUGGUAUCUGAAGCCUAUGGAGAGGAUGAUUUUUCUCGCCUCGGGGGUGAUGAAGAUGGCUAUGAAGAAGAGGAGGAUGAGAACAGCAAACAGUCGGAAGAUGACGAUUCAGAGACUGAAAAACCUGAGGCUGAUGACCCAAAGGAUAACCCAGAAGUAGAAAAGCGAGAUCCCCAGGAAUUAGUUGCCUCCUUUUCUGAAAGAGUCCGGAACAUGUCACCUGAUGAAAUCAAGAUCCCGCCGGAGCCGCCCGGCAGAUGCUCAAAUCACUUACAGGACAAGAUCCAGAAGCUUUAUGAGCGGAAGAUAAAGGAGGGAAUGGAUAUGAACUACAUUAUCCAAAGGAAGAAGGAAUUUCGGAAUCCCAGCAUCUAUGAGAAGCUCAUCCAGUUCUGUGCGAUUGACGAGCUCGGCACCAACUACCCGAAGGAUAUGUUUGACCCCCAUGGCUGGUCUGAAGACUCCUACUAUGAGGCAUUAGCCAAAGCCCAGAAGAUUGAAAUGGACAAAUUGGAAAAGGCCAAAAAGGAGCGAACCAAAAUAGAGUUUGUGACGGGCACCAAGAAAGGGACCACGACCAACGCCGCCGCCGCCACCACUGCCACGGCCAGCACAGCUGUUGCAGACGCCCAGAAGAGAAAGAGCAAGUGGGACUCGGCCAUCCCGGUGACGACGAUAGCCCAGCCCACCAUCCUCACCACUACGGCCACCCUACCCGCUGUCGUCACGGUGACGACCAGUGCCAGUGGCUCCAAGACCACCGUUAUCUCUGCCGUGGGCACCAUCGUGAAGAAGGCCAAGCAGUGACUGAGGGACCAGCUCGGGGUGGCUCGGACAUUCUCCUUUCCUUCAAGGGGAGGAGCCACUCUGGGACUUGACGAGACUGUGCAGCCCGGUGACCCAUGCCCACUGGGAGGCGCCACUUUGUAUAUUUCAGGACUGGGACCUGCUCCCCGGGUGCCACCCCGAGAGGAGACUCCGUGCAGCCUUCCAGCUGGAAGAGACGUUGCUGCAGCAGAGUGGGGCACUGUGGACAGCGUCCUCCACGCCAUGGGGUCUGCCGCCCUAUUAAAAGCGCUGUAUCCUUACAUCUCAGCAUCUCGGAUGCACUGGCCUCUUCUACAGUCUGUUUUCAGGCAAACAUGAAAGCUCAAGCGUCCUCCCCAUCUUCUUGGUUGGGAUUGUCAGGGUUGACAGUGGGAUGACCAAAGCCUGUGGCGCUGCUCAGAGAAGGUGGCCCAGGAAGUGACUGUGGUCAUUCCCAGUGAACGCCUCUUGGCGUGGGCGGGCAGGGUCCAGAGGGCAGGGGAGGCCCCAGUUCCCGCUGUCUGCUACCCUGACCCUGCAACUCAGCCAGUCCUCAGGCAGGAGCCCAGGCCUCUACUCCCUUGGGGGCAGUUGAGCCCUCCUCGGACCACUUCUUGGACACACCCCAGUUUUUGAAGUCAAGCCAGUGACCAGGAGGGCUGGGGUUGACCCCCAGCCCAUGCAGGGAGGGGGCGAGGUGUGAGCAGGCCCGGUGUGGGGAGAUGAGUCACCUCCUGGCAUGGCUGGGCAGCCGCUCAUUGUUUACGUGAAACCCGGCUCCUGGGAGGCUCCCGCCACCCCACCCUUCCUGUGCCGGUUAUCUCUGCCCCACAGCAGCACCCGGGCAGCGCCAGUGGCCGCCGGGCUCCUCUUGGGGCCAAAACAGAUUUCCCAGCCGCUGCCAGGCCUGGAGUCCGAGGCCGGAGGGAACGGGUCUGCCUUUCCUGCUCUCUGGCAGCUCGCUCCUGCGGCGGGAGGGCUUCGCGUUCAGAGAAGGAAGCGGGGCUGUGAGGAGC